Sclerotinia sclerotiorum 1980 UF-70 is the source of this 90-nucleotide messenger RNA. RefSeq lists its product with no specific name. The record is from RefSeq and is a predicted model, not a curated record. The transcript has a single exon. The coding region runs from base 1 to 90 and encodes 29 amino acids. Lineage: Eukaryota; Fungi; Ascomycota; Leotiomycetes; Helotiales; Sclerotiniaceae.
AUGACCGCGGGGAAAGAAUCGAAUUUGCGAUUUCGUGGAUGGAGGGACGGGCACGGAGGAGUGAGGUGUGCCGGAGAUGAGACAUGGUGA